AAACACGGCCUGCAGUAAUCACUUUAGCGCAAGUGUAGUUUUGUCGGUUUUUAUAGAAAUUUUUAACUAAUAAUUUUAAUUUGAAGUGUGCUUUCGUAGUACUCAGUUCCUUGACCAUUAUUUUUGUAACAUAAAUUCGUUUAUAAACGUCUGUAUUAGUUAAAAAUUUUUCGAUUUCAAUUAAUGGAUUAGCUUUAGCAAAGCAUGUUUUUCACAUUCAGUUUUUCUCCAUCCUACAUUUAAAAUAAUUUAAACGAGCCCAUACCCUUGCUGCCCCCACUUAUAUGGCGCCUAUCAAUGUGUGCAUGGACAAAGUCAAGGGAGUUUGCAAUGCCAAGUUUGUGCAAUCCAGGACUAUUUUUUUAAGUGAAAAUAGAUAGAUGUGUACAUGGAUACCGAGUUAGCAAUUUUUUUACUUAUUAUUUUCAAGUUGGCAAUUUUGAGAAACGUGAGAAGCAGUGGGUGAUUCUGCACUUUCCCAGUUUGUCGCCAAUGUUGUGGGCUCUCCUAGGAUUUUACCUGGUAACUUUUUUAAUGGAAACCAAGCAAAAAAUUAAUGGUGAUUAAUUUUUGAGUUGUGAAAUUAGAGAAAUGGAUAUAUCAUUAACAGAAACUUCCGAUUUACCAACUGCAGUUGGAAACAAAGAUGUGAUGGUAAAUGAAACACCAAUACCAGGAUGCAGUGACUCUCAGACUGAUGCUGCUGUUACAAAUGUUGCUCAUUCACUUUCUGAGGUCAGUUUAAAGAAAGACAAGAAACCUGUAUGCUUGAUAAUUUUAGGAAUGGCUGGUUCUGGAAAAACCACAUUUGUUCAAAGAAUAACUUCAUUUUUGCAUAAUAAAAAAUCCCCACCAUAUGUAAUAAAUCUUGAUCCUGCAUGCCAUAAUGUUCCUUUUCCAGCAAAUAUUGAUAUUCGAGACACCGUAAAAUAUAAAGAUAUAAUGAAACAGUAUUCUUUGGGACCUAAUGGAGGAAUAAUGACAUCAUUGAAUUUAUUUUCUACAAGGUUCGACCAGGUAUUAAAUUUUGUUGAUAAAAGUAGCUCAAAGUGUGACUAUGUUAUAUUGGAUACACCUGGACAAAUUGAAGUGUUCACCUGGUCAGCAUCUGGUAUGAUUAUUACUGAAGCAUUAUCAUCUUCCUACCCUACUGUUGUAGUUUAUGUUAUGGAUAUUGUAAGAAGUGCAAAACCUGUUACAUUCAUGUCUAAUAUGUUAUAUGCGUGUAGCAUAUUAUACAAGACAAAAUUGCCUUUUAUUGUUGUUUUGAAUAAAACAGAUGUUUUAGACUGUAGCUUUGCCAUUGAAUGGAUGCGAGACUUUGAAGCUUUUCAAGAAGCAUUAGAGGCAGAUACAUCAUAUGUAUCAAAUUUAACACGCUCCAUGAGUUUAGUUCUUGAUGAAUUUUAUAGUGAUCUUCGAACUGUGGGAGUAUCAUCAUUAGUGGGUUCUGGAAUUGAAGAAUUUUUCAAAAUGGUUGGAGAAGCUGCUGUUGAAUAUGAGAAUAUUUUCAAGCCAGCAUACGAUAAAAUGGUGCAGAAAAAGAAAGAGAUAGAAAAAUCUAAGCAAGAGAAGGAAAUGAAACGCUUAAAAAGAGAUUUAGGAAAAGGUUCGGAAGUGCAGUUGGAACCAGAAAAUAUGGAUCUGAAGGAAGUAUAUUCAGAUCCAGUUUACGCACAAGAGGGUAUGGAUGAUGGAGAUACUUCUGAUGAAGACUGGACAACUGGAAAAUUGAAAUAUGGUGAUGACUCCUAAUAUUACAUAUUUUAUUAGAUUUUUAUUAAUAAUUUGGCUUUAUUGUGAUAAUAAGCCAUUUGACAUUAAAAAAGCUAUUAUUUUCAUGUGAUUGAACCUUUUUUUUUGUGAAAUUAAAGUAGUU
Molecule: messenger RNA, 1879 nt
Organism: Stegodyphus dumicola
Lineage: Eukaryota; Metazoa; Arthropoda; Arachnida; Araneae; Eresidae
Product: GPN-loop GTPase 1
Molecular function (GO): GTPase activity
Source: RefSeq, a predicted model, not a curated record